UGGGUAGGGUGGGGAAUCCUCCCUUGCUGGCCUUUGUCUCCAACUAGCUUCCAUCAGACAUGUCUUUCACUGCAGGGCUGAUCAGAGGAUAUGGGAAGGGAUACGUGAUUGAUGGUAUUUAGUGUCUUGGCUCACCCAAGGGUGCAUGAGUGUUCUCCACUCCCUGGCAGAAGAAUCCCUGGCAUGUGAGAAUGAAGGUGGUUCCCAGAGAAGAGAUUUUGAAAAGGACACACCUUGCUUCUUUGCUUCCCCUCUUCCAGGAGGGGUUAGGAAAUGUGUUUAUGUUCCCACUCCCUACAAAACCAACUGAGCAGUGAAAAUUGCCUCCUGGGCUGUGGAGCAGCAGAGGGUGCUGCAGGGCCAGCUGGCUUGGCAGAGCAGCUGGGGAGGGCUGUGCACACCAGCCUUGCCCAGAGUUUGUUGUGCCCGUGGCUGAAGAGCUGCAGAGCCACAUGCUGAGCCUGACAGAUACUGAUGUAUGCUAAUGUCAAGUGAGGAAAAUAUGCUUUGCUUCCGAAAACCAUGCGUCCUGCUAUGUUGACAUGGCAUGCUACAUCUCAGAAAGCAGAGCAGUUUGUUGAAUGUCAAGAGUUAUGGCUUUUUGUCUGGGAAUUUACUGUGGCAUGCAGAGCAUCACAGCCAUCUGAGAAGGUGAUGUGCCUUGUGUGAUUCCUUCAGCACUUGCCUUCAGCCCUGGGCUGGCCCAGAGGAAGCUGGCUGCCCUGCAUUUGUGUGUCCUGUAGGAACUAGAGUGAAACCAGCAUUACCUGGCAGUCAUUUGGAUUGCUGUUUUGGAGCAGGUCAGCUGUUCAUCUUGCCCCGGUUUCAGCAUCUGAGGGAGAGCAGCCUGAUGUCUGGAAGUAAUGCCUUGGAGAGGUCACAGGACACCUGACUGGAGAAAGCUGUACUCAUUUACCAGUGAGGGACACUUUCUAUUGACAGUCACUGCUAAUUUAGUGGGGGUUUGGCUUCCUUGUGCUCUUAUUUUCCCCACACUGCAAGACAGACUAAAGACUGUGAUGUGCAAGGAAAAGGCACUGAAUAUUCCUCUACAAGUGAUCUUGCUGCUUCUGCAAGACAUUAACAGAGCCUCAAGAAAAAAACCGAUCAUGGAUAGAAAGAGAUGCUCAUGGUGUUUUCUACUGCCCCUUGUUUUGCCCCCAUGAAGAAAGCUUGACAGCAAGCCCCAAGAUGAUCUUUUAUGGCUUUUAACAGAAGAAUAGCCAGCCCCUUACUGGCUGGGCCACUACCAAGGUGAUGUCCAGAGCCAGCACCCUGCCCUGCCGCUGACUUGUGUUGUGGCAAAGUAUAUCAAAACCCCUACUAAACAUUAACCAAUAGAAUCUAGCUCUCUUUCCUUUUUCCUUGUUUAUUUUUCUUUCAAUUUUUUCCCCUCCCAUGGCCAUGCUGUAACUAUUCCACCAGCUUCAGGCUUGCAGUCCUUCAGUCAGAGCUUAAUCCGAGACUCCUUGCCCUACGACCGGAGCACUGGGGACAAUGUCAGUGGAUGGCGACUUCCACUAAAAAUGUGACUUCCAAGUGUCCAGAAAUGCUUUGCUGGGCUGUAAGGUACAACUGUGGACAGUCCCUCUACCAAAGUCCAUGUCGGAGCCAUCCGUGGAAAGCCAGAUAGGUUUUCCUUUGGGCAGUUGCCAUCUGUCUAAAUGCUUUAUGGCUUUUCACUUCAGUAUUAAAUUGUCCUCAAGUUACUCAGUAAACACACUUUGCUGUAUUUUACCUAAUGGCCUCUGAAGUGGUGGGAGCUGGUUGGGUUCUUCUUCCCUCUGCCCCCACACCUGCCCACGUGCGGGGCAGCUCCCCCGUGACCCCCGGGGGCAGGGACUGCCUCCAGUGAAGGCGUUGCUGGCACCACUGCGAGCCAGGUGGAACCUUUAUAACCGAUGGUGCUGCUCAGGAACUUUGGCCCUGGCAGGGAGACGGCGCCAGGGAGAGAACCGCCAGAAUGGAACAUGUGGAGGGGGUGAAGUGGAUGAAGAUGAGACGCCAUAAACUCUUUCUGACUCUCUGCAUGGCUGGUCUCUGCCUCAUCUCCUUCUUGCACUUCCUCAAGGCCCUUUCCUAUGUCACCUUCCCCAGGGAGCUGGCUUCGCUUAGUCCCAACCUCGUCUCCAGCUUCUUCUGGAACAAUGCCCCCGUCACGCCUCAGGUCAGCCCUGAGCCAGGGGGUGCAGAGUUCCUCCGCACACCCCUGUACUCCCACUCCCCCUUGCUCCAGCCCCUGUCUCCCAGCAGAGCCAGCGAAGAGCUGCACAAGGUUGAGUUCGUGCUGCCAGAAGACUCAACGGAAUACUUUGUCCGUACCAAAGCCGGUGGCGUUUGCUUUAAGCCAGGCACCAAGGUGUUGGAGAAGCCACCCGUGGGAGGCCGGCAGGAGGAGCGAGCGGAUGGCGCAGCCUCGGGGCGGCCGGCUCGGAAGCCGCUGAGCGCCAGCGGAGCCAAGCGGCGCAAGUGGGUGGAAUGCGUGUGUCUGCCGGGCUGGCACGGCCCCAGCUGUGGGGUCCCCACCGUGGUCCAGUACUCCAACCUGCCCACCAAGGACCGCCUCGUGCCGCGGGAGAUCCCCCGGCGGGUAAUCAAUGCCAUCAACGUCAACCACGAGUUUGACCUGCUGGAUGUCCGCUUCCAUGAGCUGGGAGACGUGGUGGAUGCUUUCGUGGUGUGCGAGUCCAACUUCACGGCCUACGGAGAGCCGCGGCCCCUCAAGUUCCGCGAGAUGCUCCUCAACGGCUCCUUUGACUACAUCCGCCACAAGGUGCUCUACGUUUUCCUGGACCACUUCCCCCCCGGUGGCCGCCAGGACGGCUGGAUUGCUGAUGACUACCUGCGUACCUUCCUCACCCGGGAUGGCAUCUCCCGCCUCCGCAACCUGCGCCCGGACGACGUCUUCAUCAUCGAUGAUGCUGAUGAGAUCCCGGCCCGCGAUGGGGUGCUCUUCCUCAAGCUCUAUGACGGCUGGACAGAGCCCUUCGCCUUUCACAUGCGCAAGUCGCUCUAUGGCUUCUUCUGGAAGCAGCCAGGCACCUUGGAGGUGGUCUCAGGCUGCACCAUGGGGAUGCUCCAGGCCGUCUAUGCUACCGAUGGGAUACGUUUGCGGCGCCGUGAGUACUACACCAUGCCUGGGUUUCGGCAGUAUGAGAACAGCACAGGACACAUCCUGGUGCAGUGGUCGCUGGGCAGCCCCCUCCACUUUGCUGGCUGGCACUGCUCCUGGUGUUUCACCCCUGAGGGGAUCUACUUCAAACUGGUGUCAGCCCAGAACGGGGACUUUCCCCGCUGGGGUGACUACGAGGAUAAACGAGACCUCAAUUAUAUCCGGGAGCUGAUCCGGACUGGUGGCUGGUUUGAUGGUACUAUGCAGGAGUAUCCCCCUGCUGACCCCAAGGAGCAGAUGUAUGCUCCCAAGUACCUGCUCAAGAACUACCAGCGGUUCCGCUACCUGUUGGAGAACCCCUACCGAAAGGCAGAGGGUGCUGGGUGAGGCCACCGAGGCCCAGGCUUGGGUGGGAAAUCAGAACUUCACCACAAAGGGAAAGAGUCGGGUGUUUUCCUCUGUUCUUCUUCUUUUGUUUCCUUUGUUUACAGGCAGGGUGGGCUGUUUUUCUGAGGUCUCUGCCCUCCCUCGCUUCCUGUUCUUCUUCCCUUCAUCCCAGGGUGAUGCCUGGGAACCCAAAUUCCUCAGUCACAUGAAGGGAGACCUGGACAGGAGGAAGAGAGAUGUUGAGGACUUGCUCUGUAGUAGCAUAAAGACUUCCUUGCAUCUUCUGAGCCUCUCCUGCUGGCUGCAGAGAAUCUCUGCAGCCAGCUGGCAGAUUUUUCCUCUGGGGGAGGCUGAGAGGAUCCCAUGGGGAGAGAGGGCAGCUGUUCCCAUCCACCCUCAUCCUUUGUGGAUUGGAGCAAGCAUAGAUGCAAGCCUGGGCUAUUCAGUGAGCGUGUGAGUCAGCAGGCACAAACUCUUGUGAGUGGUUGUGUGUGCAGAUGUGUGUCACUGGCAUUUUUUGGAUGAGUGAAUGUGCAAAAGCAUCUCAGUAUGCUUUUUUUUUUUUUUGAAUACUGCUAUAUUCAAAGGGUAUUCUGGGGAAGGGAAAUCCUUUGCUUUCAAGCUGUCCUUCUCAAGAUGCAGCCCCUUGCACAGGCUUAAUGCAUUCUGUCCUGGGCUGAAUCUUGCCCCAGUACUCUACCAGUCCUGGAGCAGACAGAUAGGAAGCAGAGGAGAAAGCUGGGUUUGAGGGGUUUUUCUGCUCAUUUUUCCCCCUGCCCCCACAACACUGCAUGGACUUGUCCUACAAAGCCAAAGCAUCUUCCCUGCAGAACAUGCUUCUGUUGGGGCUGGGAUAAGCUGUGGGGGCUCAGUCAGAUGGUGGGAGUGUACGUUUGCAAGUGCAUGGUUGCCUGUGUGCAUGAGUGCUCACAUGCAUGGGUUUGGUGUGCACCUGGGUGUUUAUUACCAGUAUUGGGGGGGAGGAGGACAUAGUGGGGCUUGGCUGAGUGUGCUUGCAGGAAAUGGUGGGAUCCAGAAGCUGUGAUCUCAGUGUUGGCAUGAUGAUUUCUUGGGCAAUUCAUAGGAGAGGAGCAGGGAUAGCAUUGGCUCUGCAUAGCAGUGGUACACCUGUGGGACUGUUGCACACCUCUCUGGCUGCCUCUAGAGCCCCACAGGCUGUGCCAGUAGCAGGGCUGCUGCUUACAUCUGCUGGCUACUCCUUCUUACCAUGGGGUAAUAAAAGGGAGAAGAGGAAGGGUGGAAUUCUGAUUGUUGUGGGCAAACAAAGCCUGUUGAGGCACAGGAUCCAUCUGUCUGCCCUUGGGGUGUGAGGGGACUCAUGAAGAAACAAGCCAUGGGCCAAUUCUUCCUGGGGCCAAGAGGCUGUUAGGGGACCACAGUGCAACCCAGAGUGUGUGCAGCCCACACCUGCACCCUGGGCCAUGCAGACAACACCAUGGAGAGGAAAAGGGGCUUAAGAGUGUGCUAGCUGCAGCUGGUUGGGCUGGUGUCUGCUCAGGCAUGGGCAGUGAGGAUCUGGCCUGCUGUUGUAUUGGAUUGUUCAGCUCACUGAGGAGGCAGAAUCUUGUCUCCACCCUUACCACCACCCUUCCUUAGCAGAUGGCUUGACAUGGUGCCCAGAGCCUGGGUCGUAGUGGGCAGAGGGUGAAAAUCGUAAUGAACUUGCUCUCUUAGCCUUGCAGUGGAAAGACUGACUCACAUUCCAAGCAGAAAUAGUGAAGAAGGAUAAUUACGAAGGCAUUGGCACAAAGAAGUGUGGCCCUUCUGGCCAGCUGUGCUAAAGCAGGAGGGUUUUCAUUGCCCUUAACUCCAUCAGGCUUCCAUGGUCCUGUGGCACAUGCCACCCUUGUGCUUCAUUCCUACCAAUGUCUCUCUCUUUUUUUCCUUCCUAGUCUCCUCUCUAGAGAAGAGAAAACUGUCAACAAAAACAGCUUGCUUGCUUAAUAAGGCAGAGACUGGAAUAAAAAGAUUAAUGUCUUUUUCUGAUCAAGUGGAGGUGCAGUUUAUCUUGGCUCCUUCCACAUAUUGUUUACCAUAAUGCCUUCUUAGAAGAACUGAAGAACCUCUUUUGUGUUAUUUUUGGUUUCUUUAAAAUCCCUGUUCUCAGUUCUGUUGUGUCUUCCCCACAGGCAGAGAAGCCCCUUUGGGAACUGGGUGGACAGACAAACUUUGCUAGGAGAAUGCUUUUCCCCCAAAGGGAAGCUGUGGCUUUUUUAAGUCCAGACUUAUUGAUGUAGCAGAAGGAACUCCUGUCACAGUCAUGAGGUUCUGGUGCUGAGCAACUGUGUGGAGGUUUUAACUGUAGAGAGAUGGUAGAGAAAUGGGGUCCCAGCUGAGAAAGGAGGAGCCUGUAUUGAGCAAGAUGAAAGCCACAGCACUGAGGAUGCAGCACGGGGAGAAGAUGCUUUCCCCAGGGACAGCUGGAGGAGAGCAGGUGUGUUAGCUCAUGCAAUUCAGCAGCAGCACAGUGUGGAAGGAAGAAGCCAUUUCUCAUUUUUACUCUGAGGAGGGAGCCUGAGGUCUGCUCUUGGACCUUUUGGCUUUGCCUUGUCUCAGUGAUGGUAACACAAGGUCAGUGCCAGGCUUUGCUGGAGGCAGAGGAGAAGGACCAGCCAGUCUUUGCGUGGGUGCUUUGGCAGCACCAGAGCCCCACUUCAGCAGGAGCUGAAGUUCAUGUGUGCUGAGGCUGCACCUCCUUAUCUCCCACAGUGGGAGCAGCCUUUCCUCUGAUAUCAGCCCUUCCCAUGCACAGCCAUCCUUGGGGAUUUUUAGUGCACAGCAGUCAUGUUUUCAGUGUUGAGGUGCAGCCCUUGUCUCUUGGGAGUUUAAUAAGCCCACAGCUGCAGUAUCUGCUUCUCCCAUUCCUGAACUGCAGCCUGUUGCUUUCUCUCCUCCAUUAUUUGCUCCACCAUUCCCCUCUUCUCCCUCUGAUUUGUGUCUUCCUUCUGCUCCCUUGGGCUGGAGAAGGUGUUGCUGGAAAAGGAAUGCUGGGGUUCUUGUGCAGAACUCCUGCCCUGCCUGCCUCCUGGACUUACUCACUUCCUUAUUCUUAGGAAAUUAAAUUGAAACCAGACUUGUGUUGUAGUGGGAGGAAGGGGCUUUACAGAUGAAAUGCAUUCUUUAUUGUUUCUCUUUCUCAAGAACUGUUUAAGCAUUUUUUUGAUUUAAGGCCAAACCAGUCAAUGUUUGUCUAAUUUGUCUGGCUAACCCUGUGUUUAUUAUCCUUAGGGAGCUAGAGUGCUUGUCAUUAAAAAUCUUCCUUCUUGUCCCUGGAGGGAACAGACUACUAAGCUGGCUUUCACAUAGUGAUUUUCCAAGGUGGUGGCUUGCCCUCUGCUCUGCUUUGCCUGUGCUGCCUGCUGGGACCUCUGCAGCCAGCUCGGUGUGGGACAGCCACCCCUCCAGGCAGCUGCCACAAGAGGGAAGUCAAAAGUAUGUGCAUGUGUGAGGUGGUGAGAGAGGCAAAGCAGGAGGCAGGUUGUGUCAGAUCCUUGUUUCCCAGUGCUAGACCCUGAGGUGAGCACUGAAGCUCCUUCAUCUCAUCUGAACCAGGUUCUGAGAUUUGAAAAGGGAAAGACCAAGAACCUUGUGCUGACACUGGGCUGGAACUACCAGAGCCUGCUGUCUGUGGGUUGUUGCAGCCCAUGGAGCUGUGGGCAGUUAAUCCUGUUGUCUCUCUUGGACCAAACUGUCCAGUGGAUGGAGGGAAUGCAUCACCAGCCUUUUCCUGCAGCCCUCUUCAGCCUUGUGCUUUUUCGUCCUCAAAACCUUUUUUACCUUCAAACUGGUAAAAAGUGGGGCCAGGAAAUAGGUGAAGUGUGUGGCAUACCCAAGCCUCGCACGUCUUUCUGUCUUUGUGCUUCCCACCUAGAAAGAGAUUGUGUGCCUGUGCAUGGCUUUGGGCUGGAGAAUGCCUCUUCCCCUUUGCCCCGAGGGAAAGGAAGGACAUGGGCUUUGGUGCCCCUGCAGCAGGUGAGCUUGCUGAAGCAGAGGGACUAGGGCAGGUUAGACCUAUUUGCCUGUUUGGGGGCAAUGCCACACCCAAGUGACAAAAGACACGGUGAGUUUGUGCCUGUGGUUGGUAUGGAGGAUGACAUGCUCAAGCCCACUCUUGCUGUUGCUUUCUCUGAUCCCUGUGUCCUGCUGAGAUGUUGUGGUUGUGCUGCCCAGGCCAACCUACUCUGUGUCUCUGUGACAGGUAAACAAGGAAACCGAGCUGGCAUGGAGGGAGAGUGUCAGAGCAGAAUGGGUGUUUAUUCCCCUCUGCCUGCCCUGCUGUUUCCUUGUGGGGUGGUGUCUGUUCCCCUCCUCGGUGUCCCGGGGCUGUGUCCCUGUGUCCCAGCUCCUGCUGGCAAUCCCUGUGGCUGCUAUGCCUCUGCACUGUGAAGACGCGUGUCCAGGGUCGCUCCUGGUUCCAUUGGUGAACACUGGUGGUGAAGAGGGAGGGACAGCUCAUCCUCCCUUCACUGACCUCUGACCUUGGUGAGAAAGGAGGGAAGUGAGUGGGAGAAUGGAUCCUGUACCCCUCCAUCGUUGUGUUCUCUCCACCCUCCCUAAUCCCCUCCUUUCUGAUUUCUGAGAUAUUGGACAAACUCACUCCUGUUAUGGAAAGGGAAGGGGAGCUGGAGGGUAAGGGGGUGGCAGGAGGGGCUCAGAUCCAGCAUUGAGAAAGAAGAACUGUUUCUAAUGCAAUACACUGACAUUUUAAAGCUUUGGGCACUGCAGGUAAUGGAUUAAGAAGGGAUCUGAAAUACUCUAAGAAUUCAAACAGCUGUUUUUUCCUGCCUGUGCGGAUGAUGAUGCAGUAUCAUCCUGGAGGUGGUCCAGCAGCACUUCUGAGCCUGGGGUCCACCUGGACCUGCUGCUGGUGUUGCUCCUGGAGGGGCUCCAGGACAUCCUGCUUUGGAAAAAGAAUGCGUGGACUUGCCAAAAACUAAAAAGAAAAAAUAAGAGCAUCUGCAAAGCUCCUUUCAACUCUGUAAUUUAUAAACAGCAAGUAAUAAUGAACUUUUUGUAAGGAUAAAUCAAAUGUACAUUCUGAAAUCAUUUUCUCUGUAAAUGGUUGGAUUUCAUUUCACCCUUAAAGGGAUGCUUAAAAGGAGGAGAUAAUAAUAAAAAAUUAAAAAAAUUUACAAAGUAUGAAAAGAAACCAA
Molecule: messenger RNA, 8673 nt
Organism: Passer montanus (Eurasian tree sparrow)
Lineage: Eukaryota; Metazoa; Chordata; Aves; Passeriformes; Passeridae
Gene: MGAT3
Product: beta-1,4-mannosyl-glycoprotein 4-beta-N-acetylglucosaminyltransferase
Exons: 2
Coding region: 1964-3499 (511 amino acids)
Biological process (GO): N-acetylglucosamine metabolic process; protein N-linked glycosylation
Cellular component (GO): membrane
Molecular function (GO): beta-1,4-mannosylglycoprotein 4-beta-N-acetylglucosaminyltransferase activity
Source: RefSeq, a predicted model, not a curated record